AUGAUUAGUUGUCAGAUAAAUCAAUACAAUAAGCACACGGAACUGAACUGUUCAUUAGAAUGUAUAACACCCACCUGUAGUGAACUGAAUUAUGAAACCAGUCAAGUUAAAUGUCCACAUAAAGACAAAGAUCAGUCGUCUGACAAAUGUCAGAAAUUAUUCAAGAACAUCAUGGCACUCAAUGUUCAUUUACAAAUGUAUCACAAAGAAACAGGAAUAACAACAGCUUCUCAUAAAUAUACAUCACGUGUCGGUCGAUACCAUUGUCCAAUCGAAGAUUGCACAUUCUAUUGUCACUGUAACAAAAAUCAUGCCCAAUCAAUGUCAUUUUCAAACUUCAAUGCCGUACGAUUACAUUACUUACGGCAACAUGGUUUGAAGAAAGAGCACUGUUUAAAAUGUCUGAAAUCGUUUGGUCUGCAUCAAGAUUUGAUUGCCCAUGAGAAAAUUUGUGGUAUUCAAUGUCCAUUUGCUUGUUCAACGUGUGGCCAACAAUUUCAAAACCGAACGAGUUUACGUCGACAUCAAUUGAAAUAUCAUUUAGACAUAGCUAAUGAAUCUCAAAACGAUGGUUCUAUGAUAAUAAAUUCACUUCCUUCUUCAACUAAAACCAACGAACGUCGAAAGCGACCAAGUCGCCGUCGACCAAUUCCUCCCGAUCAAAUAGAAUUUUCGCGUCAGAACAUUCCUUCUCAUCAUCCAGUUACUAUCAAUCCACUUGCUCUCGAAUUACUCAAACAUUUCAAUACGGAAACGAUUCCUAACUCUUCAUCAACAUCAACCAUCCUUAAUUCAGCAAACGUAUGUGAAUCCGAUAGUGAUAAGGCAACUCAAACAUACACGCGCGUCUCCGUGGGCACUGAAUGUUGUUCCCUAACAAGCACAGAUCUGACUUUACCACGAUUGAUUCCUAUCAAAACAAUGGAGCAAAAAUCUAGUCAAACGCAAAGUCGUAUUCGAAUGUAUAAAAAACGUACACGAAAUUCCACUAAGAAAACAACCACAAUAUCCACAACGACCGAUGAUGAUCUGUCAUCAAGGACAUUUUACAAUACGUCAACGAACGUCUUCAAUGCAUCAACAAUGACACAAUGGGAUAAUGUGCCUGUUAAUGAUAUGGAAACUCAAAUAUCUUCUUCGACACAUUCCGAUAUGUCAAUCCAAACCGUUGGUCAUAUUUCCAAUCUUCUCGAUUAUCCAUCGGAAAACAACCAUAGUGUCAUCGUGCAAACCUUGCCGAUCUCGAUGACGUCAACGCAAAUGCAAACCAUAAGUGAACAUCCAAUUGAACAACCGACUAAUCAAUACGAAGGUUAUCUUUUACCAUAUCAGGAAUCUGUUGGUACAUCUUGCUUCCUCGAUGAAUUCUUACUGGAUGACCUGUCGAAAAAUGAUUCGUCGUCGUCUGUUUUAUUCGAUUUCGAUGCCAUGGAUUUACUUGAUCUAAUCGAUAAUGGUACUCAGACGUAUCCACUAAUAACAUCGCACGAAACACAAACAAUGACCAACUGGGAAACGAUGCUAUUAAACGAAGAUGAAUGGAUUCGAUCAAUGACAAAUAAUUGA
Messenger RNA from Adineta ricciae, 1566 nucleotides. The record is from the annotation of a GenBank genome assembly. Lineage: Eukaryota; Metazoa; Rotifera; Eurotatoria; Adinetida; Adinetidae.